Messenger RNA from Spodoptera frugiperda (fall armyworm), 1194 nucleotides. RefSeq lists its product as uncharacterized. The record is from RefSeq and is a predicted model, not a curated record. Lineage: Eukaryota; Metazoa; Arthropoda; Insecta; Lepidoptera; Noctuidae. The transcript has a single exon. Bases 37 to 1077 code for a protein of 346 amino acids.
CCGUCAUCUUCGUCAGUCGUUUGUAAACAUCCGAAGAUGUACACCAAAGUAGUCGCAUUGUUCGGUUUGGUGGCCGUGGCUGCGGCCGCGGACCUCAGCGUGGGCAGAGAGGGCGGGCGAUUAAUAUUCGACAAGAAUGUCACCGCCAGCCCUGCUAUAUGGAAACAAGUGCAGAACCUCACCGUGAACGCUACUGACGACGGCCUCAUCAGCCGAGUAGUUGUCAUUGACAACAGGCCUGAGAAGGACGGAGAAGCCAAAGUAGUGGACGGAGGAGUAGGACACAAUGACGUCACCAUCGAGCUGAAGAGCCCCACAGUGUUCAGAGGAUUCGACUUCACCGUGAAAGUGUACGCGAGUGAAGGAGCCGCGCAGUUCCCGCAACACCCAGUGCCUGUUGGAGCUGAUACCAAAGUGCCGGUUACAAAGGAUGUGAUCAAACCCCAGGAACCUAAGAACGAUGGUGACCUCAUGAUUGGAGGCCCAGUGUCGACCCCCAGCACUACCGAAGCACACAAGGAUGGCCAGGCCAAAGUGACGCCAGCUGUUGAGGGCCAGGAACAGCCUAGACCGAGCCGCGACACUCAGGAGCAACAGCCUAAGGAUGUCAAGGGCCAGACCACCAUCCCUACACCCACUGAGCCGGCAGUUGUAGCAGCUGAAGACGAGCAGGACAAGGAACACCACGACCAAACCGUGAUGAAGGACAUGGACCCCAGCCUCAAGCAAGCACUGGACGCUAUCUUCAACAACAACGCCUCACAGAAAUCUGACGACACCCAGAAAGUUGAGGUUCUCCCCAUCAAGCCGGAGAAUGACAAAGACGGACAAGUCCCUCAAGUGCUGAAGGUAGAUGAGGUCACUACUCCUAAAGCUGAUGCUUCAAGCACUACUCUCAAGAACGAGGAGCCUGUCUCCAGCACGGAAUCAGCCAGCAGUGAGGUUCCCACUACUAAGCUGACCACUGAGUCGUCAAAACUCCCUCAAGACGUGCAGGCGACACAACAGUUGGAGCAGAACAUCAAAGGUCACCCCGCGCAUGCGCACCACGCGGUACCCUUACCGUACGUUCAUUAAGCGUUACUUAACAUGUGAUAUUUACCAUUAAGUAUUAUGUUUAAGUAUUUAUAGCUGGAAGUGCUCCAACUUACAGUGUUUGCCAUUUAAGUAAUAAAAUAAAAUAAUUUAUAAAUA